Pocillopora verrucosa is the source of this 10320-nucleotide messenger RNA. The record is from RefSeq and is a predicted model, not a curated record. Lineage: Eukaryota; Metazoa; Cnidaria; Anthozoa; Scleractinia; Pocilloporidae.
GUGUGGUGUUUAUUUCAUCUACAAAAAACCUCGAUGAAUAUUGAUACUCUCAGUUGUAAGCAGAACUUUAUGAAAAUGUAUUAGCUCGCAGGUCGAUAGCCGCCGGGUUUGAAACCUAUCUCAAUCUGUUCAAGUCGUGACAUGCAAUAGUUGAAAUUGCUACCUUCACUCUGAAGACUGUUUUUGUCGCGUAAUUCAGCUUUAUUGAUAACAAGUUUGCUGUUUGCCUCUGAACACUCGAUCACAGGGAACUAUAACACUUCGUUCGACUAGCCGACCUUCUACUGCUUUUUGUAAUCGUCUCGUUAACAUACCAACUUCGGUAGCAAACAAAGGCGACGCACGUAGAAUCCUGAGAGGGGUAUUCCUUUAAAGUUAGCGUGACCGAAUCUCAACAUGAUCACGCAGAAGAAUUUAUUUGCCUCAUCUCUUCGAGGAAUUCUUCUGUUCCUGACUUGGCAAACUAUCAGUUAUAAAGGCGUGACAUCGACCUCAUGCCAAUCCCAACCAUGUCUGUACUUCAGCAACAGUCGCGCUCUCCAAGCGUUAGAUAUCAGCUCCUCCAACUUGUACUCAGUCGCACCAAACCUCAACUCUGUUGAUGCAGUCGACGUGCACGUGAAACUGAAUUUGGUGUACUGGAGCGAGCGUCAGCCAAACGUCAUAAAGAGGCUGAACAUUACUAGUGGAAAAGUGGAGAACGUGUCAACAGACAGCAACAUAGGUCAGAUCAAAGGUAUUGCGGUGGAGUGGGAGAGUGGACUAAUUUAUUGGACUGAUAACACCAAUCGUCGGAUCGAAGUAGCGCAGUUGGACGGGAAAAACAGACGGGUCUUGUUUAGUAAAGAUAUACGAAAUCCUCUUGGAAUAGUUGUGGACCCAAGAAAAGGGUACAUGUUUUGGUCAAACGGAGGAUUUCAAAGUAAAAUCGAGAGAGCUUCUUUGGCAGGUGAAAAUCGGAAAACCUUGGUCAACCUUGGGAGCUCAUAUUUUAACGUUCCGGUCGGGAUGACCAUCGAUUUCCAAGCAAACCGUAUAUAUUUUAUUAGUCGAGGACUUUUUACCAAAAGGCUGGAAAGCAUUGACUUUGAUGGAAACACCCGACAACAGUUUACAUCCCUCUCAUCCAUUAGUUAUCCUUAUGAUAUUGUAUUGCUGAGCGGAGUGUUUUACGUAUCUGACGCGAGAGGCAACAAAAUCUUCAAGAUCGAGAAGUCCACAAAGAGAUCUCUGGGAAACUACGCAGGUCUUGGUUUCAGUAAUCUUCGAGGGCUUGAGAUGUUCUCCUCCUUGCGACAACCUAAAGGUAGCUCUGCUUGCCACAACAAUAGUGGAUGCAGCCACCUUUGUCUGCUAUCGCCAGCAGGGAGCCAAUGCGCAUGUCCAAUAGGAAGCAUUUUAAAGCCUGACGGAAAGACGUGUGAUGAUUCAGCAUCCAAACUUCUCCUAUUGGCUGAUAAGACGCAACGAGGACUCUAUCAAAUACCAUUGGGAGCAUCAAUUUCAAAGAAGGCCAUGGCAAUCCCAUUAAACAAUGUCAGGAGACCUGUGGGGGUUGAAUUUGACCCCCUUAAUGGCUUCGUCUACUGGUCUGACAGCUUCAGAGACGUAAUUUCCCGAGUCCAUUUGAAUGGCAGCACACAGGAGGAAGUGGUGGAUCGUUUGAGAACACCUAAUGGCAUUGCAAUAGACUUCAUUGCGAGAAAUCUGUAUUGGACAGACGAAGGGUCAAACAGAAUCGAAGUGUCUCAGUUGGACGGCUCCUUCAGAAAGACUCUUGUGUAUAAUGAUCUUUGGGAUCCACUUGACAUUGUGCUCGACGUGGAGAAGGGAUACAUGUAUUGGAGUCAGGAAGGGAGUUCAUCCAUCGAUACCAAAAUAGAACGAGCCGAUAUGGAUGGAAUGAACAGAGUUGUCGUCAAAAGCUGGAAUUAUUACUCUCAUACCACUAGGUCUCCAAAUGGCCUCGCCCUAGAUAAAGAGCAAAAUCGUCUGUAUUAUUUCGACGAUUACACAGACCGUAUCUACUACGUUUCACUGAGUACUGGCGCCGAAAGCACUCUAUUGAUCAGACAGGGCAGUCCCAAGGGAACAGUCGUACAUGGAAGUUACAUUUAUUGGACAGAGACACAAGGUCAAAGUGGUGCGGUCUACAGGGCUGAUAAGAAAUCAGGAGAAAAUGUCGAGAGCGUGGUCAGCGGCCUUGUUGGGCCGGAAGAUAUCUGCGUUUACGACGCAAACGACUCGUUGCUCCAGACAGUGAAAUCAAAUUGUAGCAGGAACAAUGGAGGUUGCAGCCAUCUUUGUUUGCUCACUCCAGGCGGGCAUCGAUGUGCAUGUCCAAAUGAAAUGAAUUUGAAGCCCGACGGGAAAACUUGUCAUUUUAGCGAGUUUUUACUUUUCGCCGACUCAACAAGGAAGAAGAUAUACCUGAUUAAUAUCGACAACCAGCAUUCACAAGUGGUACCCCUGGAACUAGGUAACCUUCAAGAGCCCGAAGCACUGGACUUUGAUCCGCAGACUCACUCCAUUUAUUGGUCUGACCUGCAGUUCCGUCAAAUAGCACGUGCUAAUCCUGACGGAAAAUCAAAGACGAUCAUUGUUAACAGCGGUCUCCAACGACCCAGAGGCAUUGCAGUUGACUAUGCUGGAAGAAAUUUGUAUUGGACAGACUAUGACGGCGAAAGGAUUGAAGUCGCAAAACUUGAUGGAUCACAGAGGAAGGUUUUAAUCUCUCGAAAUAUUGAGAAGCCUGUGGACAUUGUGUUAGACUUGAAUAACGGUCUUAUGUACUGGUCGUCGUGGAGUACACAGCCAAAAAUAGAGCAAGCAUCCAUGGACGGAAGUAAUAGGAGUACGGUUGUUUUGUUUCAAAGAAGCUGGUGGCAUCGUCCCGCAAACCCUAAUGGAUUAGCUUUGGAUCCCGAAACUAGCAGGCUCUUUUGGGUGGACACGACUAAAUCUCUGAUACAGUACACGGACCUUGGACUUGGCGAUGGUUCCAUAACCACUCUCCCUGUCCCAAGUUUCUACUUAUCAAAUGCUUAUGGGUUGACUUUGAAAGACAAUACACUGUAUUGGAGCACCUCUGGAUCCAUUUAUGCGGCAGACAAGAAGACGGGUGGUAACGUGCGUCGUUUAGUAAGGAAUAUUGCGAGUCCUCGAGAUGUUCACGCAUAUCAUAACUAUUCAGCAAUUCCAGAUGACCACCCUUGCUCUCUGUUCAAUGGAUGGUGCACACAUCUUUGUCUGUUAAAACCAGGAGGGUAUCAGUGUGCGUGUCCAACUGACACCGGAGAUAUUCCCUGCAAGACUACACCUGUUAUUCCACCUUCGUCCACACUGUCGCUCUCGCCUUCGCGGUCGCCUUCGCGGUCGCCUUCGCCAUCCUCGUCGCCAUUGUCAAUCUCAUCCCCACUAUCAACAACGUCUUCCACAUCUACGCCAUCUUCCAUGUUAGCUUUUUCAACAUCGUCAAAGUCACCACUGCAAUCAACUCCUCCAUCUCCAUCACCACUACCGAUGCAAACAUCGUCGUUAUCGCCGUCACUGUCAGUUUUCAAUUUCCCAAUUUCAUCAUCCUCUCUGCCGCUGUCAUCGUCAUCGAUGCCGUCGCUGUCCGUUUCUUCCCCGCAACAGGAACCUGCUUCAUCACAUACAUUAUUGAAGCAGCCCUCAUCUUCCAUCGUAUCAUUAUCACAUUCUUCCGUGAUAUCAACUUUACCACCCCCAGUUGAUGCGUGUAUUUCAAGACCAUGUAAAAAUGGCGGUACAUGUCUCGAGGGAAACGAGGGUAGCUAUACCUGUCGGUGUGCCUUAGGAUAUACCUGGCCUCAUUGUGAGCUCAAUAUAGGUGACAAUGUCGUGAGUAUAGCAUUCAAAAUGACCACGGCUCAAUGGAACCAAGACACUCUCAGGAAGAGCAUUGCAAAAGCAUUCACCGAGUACUGCACAAAAGACCAACGCCCAUGUAAACUUCGUAAGAGGCUGAACGAUAUCAGAACCCGAUCAACACCGCGCAUCGACGAUAUCAAUGUUUUCAGAACCGAGGACGUGUUAGUGCUUGGAAGGCAUUUUGAAGGACACCAACGCUUAUUCAGCAUCGUUCUGGCAGUGUUGGUACCUGAAGAAAAGCAGCGCCAAUCAUCUCUAAGACAAACCAUCUCAGCUGCUACUCUCUGCAAAAUGAUAGUAAAAACGUCAGAACGUAUUUCAGAGUAUAUGGAUAACGUUGAAAUAGUCUUAAUCAAUGGUGAAAAGGAGCCAACUUGUGCGUCUAACCCAGUGGACGAUGAUGAACAAGAAGGCAAAAACGGACAAAUCAGUGGGAAUAAAGGAAGAAAAGUUGAUAGUCAGCAUGAAGAAGGGUUAUCUUCUGGUGCUACAGCUGGAAUUGUUUUGAGUAUCAUUUUAGUCAUCAUUCUCGUGGGUGUUGGCUUCGUCUUAGUGAGGUCGCGGGAAAAGGGGUUGAAAAUUUUUAGAACUCCUUUCACACUUUCAUUUAACAAUCCUGGCUUCGAGCCUCAUUCCAAUCUUCACGACGACAAUUCAGGAGGAGUUCCCUUCAGUAUUCCAGAGACUUCCGAGCCUUACGAGGUAGUAAAACUUCCAUCUUCAAUCAGCGAAAGACAGGUUCAGAACCCAGAAACAUCUGUUUACGAGCAAGAGUGCGCGAAUCCUUUAUAUCUCGCAAAGAGUAAAGAUGGUGAUUUCCAAAGCUCAGCUGGCAAUCCAAUUUAUGAGUCCAUUAACGGGCACGGGAGUGGGAAUCCAAAGGGACCAAGAGCUGAAUCUGAUUAUGGAAGCUUGGCCAAACGAAAAUUUCAUCCCGAUGGCGACCGAAAUGAAGAACAACUGUAUGCUAAGCCAUAUAAAAUAAAACCUCGUUCGCCCUCUGGGUUUAAUUCCCCUGAAGCGCAAAAUGGCAACACUUAUGCCCAGCUUGGCUUGGGGAGCGUUGUGCAACCUAGCCAAGAUAGUGGUUUUGAGCAGCCUGGGUACGCGUCACUCGCUCCCUUCUCUCGAAAUAUCCACGGAGGCAAUGGCAAAGGUGUUAGUUCUCGCAAGGGUAUUUCCUCGCAGGAUAAUUUUUGGCCUCAAAACACUGUGCACCCCCAAAAUCCCGAAAGCCAGAACGAAAAACCAGUGAGUCCAAGAAAAGCUUGUUUCCUUGGUUAUCCAGCGAGCCGCCUGGCAGAUGAGAAUUGUUGUAAAGAGCAGUUAAGUAGUAAACAGAAAGUCCGAAGUACAACUUUAAAGGACAAGGAAACGCCUGUCUUACAUCUUCCUACUGAGCCUGGUCCUGAAGAGACGAUUAUCUUUUUCCAUAUCAACGUCCAAGGAUCGCUGUAUUGCAGUGUGAUAGUCACCAAGGAAAGGGGAAACAUGCAGCAACAGACUUUUUAUAAGCAGUUUCAUCCUUUGGUACUUUUGACGUUGGCCGUACUUGUUUCGAGAAAUAUCGGAGGUUCGCAUGGCUGUCAGAGCGACCCAAGCCUCUACUUCAUUGACGAUCACAAUAUCAAAUGUGCCACUGUCAAAUCUUUGCAACAACCAAACCCUUCCUUUCAAACAGUAGUCACUAAAAUUGCUGAAGGAGCAGGGAUUGACAUUGAUGUGCGAAACAGAAUGAUCUAUUGGAGUGACACCACGGCGUGGACGAUAAACCGAAUGAACUUGACUUCAGGAGAAAUAAAAGUCAUUGUUAGGCAUAAUGUAGGAGAGGUUUACUCCCUGGCUGUUGAAUGGGAAAGCGGCUUGAUCUACUGGACGGAUUAUAUCUAUGAGAGAAUAGAAGUAGCUAAACUUGAUGGGAGCUCCAGGAAAACUCUUGUAACACAAAACGCGCGUUCGCCUGUUGGAAUUUCAGUCGAUCCAAGAAGUGGAUACAUGGUUUGGGUGGAGCACGAUUACGCAACGAGGAAGAUAAUGCGUGCAGAUUUGACAGGCGAAAAUCCUCUAGAGUUGCAAAAACUUUUUUAUGGCUUGCCUUUAUAUGUCAUUAUUAAUCACAGCGAUAGUCGAGUGUACUGGACCGAUAUUCAUCGUUCAUUUACUUUUAUUGGGUCAAUUGGAAUUAACGGAAAUCGUUUAAAAUAUGAGAAAUAUCUUCAUCCAACUUACUUCCCAUUUGAUUUGGCAAUCUCUCAAAAUAUCUUUUAUUGGGCUGACCAGAAUUUGCAUGGAGUCUCGUGGUUCAAUCAGAGUUCGUCUUCCAGUGUGGUGAAUCUUCAAAAUCUAUCUCCUCUUGAUUUAAUUGGAGUGGCAAUAUCUGAUUCAUCAACUCAACCAAUAGCGAUCCAGGAAAAUCCGUGCGUAGUCAAUAAUGGAAAUUGCAGCAAUUUGUGCUUGUUAACCCCAGGAAGGGCAAGAAAGUGCGCCUGCCCUGAAGGAAUUAAAUUAAGGAAUGACAGCAUCACUUGUGAAAACGAAACUGCGGCUGCAACACUACCACCGCCCCUUCCAGCCAUAAAAGUUCGCCUCAGGCCCCUGAGCGCCUCCAAGGAAGGUAAAGGCCGUGUCGAGGUUCUCUAUAACGAAGUUUGGGGAACAAUUUGUGAUGACUACUGGGGUCUCGACGAGGCGCACGUUAUCUGUCGCAUGUUGAACUAUUCGGGAGCACAAUUUGCACCCCGGAAUGCAUUCUUUGGCCGUGGAUCAAUUUUUAUGCCAAUUCACUUAGACAAUAUUAAAUGUCGAGGCGACGAGUCGACAAUUGCUGCGUGUCGCCAUAAUGGUUGGGGCCAAAAUGAUUGCUUACAUUCAGAAGAUGCCAGUGUGGUAUGUUGGACCGACUCGGCUCCUCCUAUUCAAGAGCCAACUUUGGCCCCUGGACCCUAUCCAGAACUAAAAGUGCGAUUACAAGGUGGAGACAAUUAUUAUAAGGGUAGAGUUGAAAUUUACCUGAAUGGAACCUGGGGAACAGUAUGUGACGACUCUUGGGGAAUUGAAGAAGCCAACGUCAUUUGCCGAAUGCUGAACCACACAGAAGGAGCCGUCAGCACGCAGUGCUGUGGAUUCUAUAAUGGAUAUGGCGUUUCCGAAAAGAUUUGGCUGGAUGAUGUUCACUGCGUUGGAGAUGAAAAUAGCAUCGCGGAGUGUCGCCAUGGCGGCUGGGGAAAACACAACUGCCGUCACUCAGAAGAUAUAGGGAUCGUUUGCAAGCAUGCUCCAUUAUCAACACCAGAUCAAAUUGUGCGACUAGCAGACGGAGCUCGAGAGAGCGAGGGACGUGUGGAAAUAUUCCAUAAUGGAGAGUGGGGAACGGUUUGUGAUGAUCACUGGGAUAUCAACGAUGGAGAUGUUGUAUGCAAAAUGCUAAAUUACUCGAGAGCACUGCGAACCCCCAAACAGGCUUUCUUCGGUCCAGGAAAUGGUAAAAUUUGGCUUGGCAAUGUGAAAUGUAGCGGGAAUGAAACAAGUCUUUUGCAGUGUGGAAACCCGGGUUGGAAUGUUGACAUUUGUGACCACCACGAAGAUGCAUCUGUUAUAUGCGAAACUGAGGCACCACAUUUAGAAUCCAAAAGUUUUAUUCUAGCAUGUGGACUCGGACGAGAACUUCUUUAUCAUGUCCCUCUUGAUACGAAUCUGCCUGAAAAAGGUGUGCCCCUGGCAAUAGAGACUAACACUCCACUGGCAGUAACCUUUAACAUUGAAGACAACUUGAUGUACUGGACAGAACAAUCUGGAUCUAUUCAUCGUGCUUAUUUGAAUGGCAGCUUCAGGGAAGUCUUAUUAACAGACCUCAUCCGGCCCACGGCUAUUGAAAUAGACCACGUGGGUAAUAACCUAUACGUGGCAGAUCAAAAUGGUGUCACAGUAUCGAAGCUUGAUGGUUCAUAUCAGACUCUCCUGAUCAACAUGACAUCUUGUCAUGGAAUUGCUUUAGACAGCGUAGCAGGGUAUAUAUAUUUCACUGUGACUGGUAUUAGUCCAAGAAUAUUACGCGCAGACAUGGAUGGUAAAAAUCCGCUUGUUUUGGCCAAUGUGUCCUCCAUAAGAGGAACCACAUUGGACAUAGCAUUGGACAAGGUCAACAAUCGACUUUUUUACUCGGACGAAGGCAACAACAUGGUGAAGUAUAUCAAUUUAACCAGUGGAGUGCAUCACGCUGUGCUGUACGGUAAUCCUCGCAGACCAGUUGGUCUUGCCUUAUUCAAUGGAACCCUUUACUGGACCGGUGAAGGGACUGUGGAGUUGUUUAGUGGUGGCAUCUAUAAGGUUAAAGCUGACACUUUAAAUGGGGGCAUCGUUCGUGAGGUGGUGGACCUUCUUUCGUAUCCUAAAGGAAUAUAUGCUCAUGACGCCCGAAUGAAGAUACCAGCAGUCGAUGAUAGUCAUCCUUGCGCUAGAAACAAUGGCAGCUGUUCCCACCUCUGUUUAAUAAACCCAACAGGCCACAGCUGCAUCUGUGUCGGAGCAGGUUCAUGCCAGACAUCUGUCAGCUCAUCAGCCUCUAUUACAAGCGGUAUGAAUACGGCAACCGCCAUGUCCUACUCAUCAACAACUCAUGCUACUGCAACAUCAGAAAUUCAUGCUUCAGCCUCAGUUUCUUUAUCAAUCUCAUCUGCGAUGUCCUCAUCAUCAUCUUCCAUGACCUACCAUAUGGUGACUGAACACGCACACACAACAACAGUCAACUUUUCCCCUUCACCGGUGGCUCCGACGGCAACACGUGUAAGCCUUACACCUUCCCAAAUCCCGUCUGAUAUCUGUGCAUCGCAAAAUCCUUGUGAGGAUCGAGGUAGCUGCCAAGCUGAUGUUAUCGAAGGCUACAAAUGCGUGUGCUUGGAAUAUUUUAUUGGCCAAGACUGUUCAAUAGACAUAAGUGAAGGAGUGGUGGUCCUUGUCAUAAAAAUUCAAGGAAAUGAGUUCAACAAAACCGACCUGAAGCAAGUCAUCCUUCAAAUCUUGAAUCGCCUCUGUGAAGAUCCCGAAAGCGAACAGUGUCUAAUAACAACAUCAGGCGGGGCAAGAAGAAAACGGGAAGUGCCAAAGGAAACUUUCAGUCACGCAGAGGUCAUAGUAAAGGAACCGAAAAAAAUCAAUGGUAACCUUCAAGUAGAGCUAGCCGUCAUCAAACGGAUGUCCAAUGGUUCAAUAUCUGUUAUAUCUGGCGCAAAUCUUGCCAGGAUAGUAAACGCUUCGGCGGCAGAAAUCGGUCAUAAACUGGGAGGGACGUUAUUAAGUGUCAUGUCGAAAUUCCCUGGACCAACAGCUCAGGCUACACAGUCUACCAUGCCGGUUGAUAAUUCCACGACAAUAACACAAAAACAACCCCAGGAUAGCACGACAGUACCUGGAACAACGACCGGUCAGGUACCAGCUGGUCCGGGUUCUGCAGCUGCCAAUAAGGGAGGAGGAGACAACGGUGGAGUUAUCGGCGGUGUGGUGGUAGCCUCCCUUGUUAUCAUUAUCUUGGUUAUCGCACUGGCGGUCUGGUAUUUCAGGGUAAAAAUUCCAAGUCUCGCUUUUUCUUACAAAAGGAACAGUGAUGGUCCUGAGCUACGAGUGGCUUCGUUUGAGAAUCCCGGAUAUGAAACCGGAAUAGGAUUUGCGACACAUGGUGAUGAUCUAUACCAAGAUCUACCUCCGCCGGUUGUUCUAUCCCCGUACGAGGAUCUCAAUGACUAUGGCGCUGUUAGCAAUCCUAUGUACUCUGAAUUUGGCGCCGACCAUGAAGCUUCGGUUAGGAGGUCUAAUUUCGGUACAAGUUUGUUCAGCAGCCAUGGGAAAGAAACCGAGAUUGGAGCGAAUGAUGCUAAAAAAAGCAAUGGAAGUAUGGCAGUAAAUAAGAUCUCUUUGAAAGAUAACAGUGUGGUCAAAAUGAAACAUGAUGGCAAGGAGACUAGUACAAACCAGGGGCGUGAAAACAAAGGCCAAACCGUUCUUGUUUUAGAAGACGGCGAAGAGAUUAACAAGGCGUCUGAGCUAUGAAUUACACUGGUUUAAAAAUGCUGCGAAAUACGUAGCAAAGCCCAUAAUUUACAUUUCACAAAAUUGAACAAACUCCUAACAUGGUUUCCAUCCAAAAAUAUGGACUUUUUAAUAACAAACAAAACCAUAAAAUAAUUUCGCUAAACCUCGCCCUUUCGUUAUUGUGUGUUGCAAUUAGAGCUAACUAGAUCUUUUAGAAAAAUAUAAUUAAAAAUGUGAAACUAGAGUAAGAAUCGUAAAACCGCUGUGUUCUCGUACAAUAAUGAAUUGAAGGCCGCCUUGGAUUUUCUUUUGGUGCGAACCUCCACAUUCAUUGCUUACUGAACUUAUAUUGUUACAGUUUCUCACAAUUAUGAUAUGUAGGAAUGAAAACGUACACGGAUU